GUGAGCGCGCAGCCGUCUGCGCAUGGACUGCAUCUGUGCGCUUUUUCCUGCCAAAAGACGCACCAGCGACGCUUUUUAAAACGUGCUCUGUCAAAAGAAAAGACGUAGGCUGAUAAACACCAAGCACUUCUUGAGGAAACCGAAGCAAGUGGACAGGAUGCUGAGCUCAGGCAAAGCAAGAGUAUCCAAGCAAGUGGGGGAGACGCAGGAAACAGUGCGGGAGCGACCCACUAGUGCCGCUGGACAAAAGCACCUGCUCCAGAGGAACCCUCCGCAUCCUCUGGCGCGUCUUUCCUUAUUUUAAACAGUUGGAUUUUUCGCUGAUGACAUACAUCUGCUAUCCACAGUACGAAAUAUGGGCGCAAUGACACUGAUGGACGUACAUUACAUUUGAAAAACACAUUUGAAACCAAGAGAAGAAAACAAAGGUUUUAAAUUAUUGUGACCAGAGAGAUCUGCAGAAAUGGCUGACGGAGUCUCGUGGCUCUAUAUAUGCAUGGAGGUGCUGAUAGCUGUCGCCUCUGUGAUUGGGAAUGUGAUGGUGGUUUGGGCGGUGAAAAUUAAUAAGUCCCUCCGAGACACCACGUUUUGCUUCGUCGUCUCCUUGGCUGUGGCGGAUAUUGCAGUGGGAGCGCUCGUCAUCCCCCUGGCCAUCACGGUCAGCAUCGGACUUGAGACUCACUUUUACAGCUGCCUGCUUUCAACGUGCAUCAUGCUCGUCCUGACGCAAAGUUCAAUCCUGGCUCUGUUGGCCAUCGCGAUUGACCGCUAUCUCAGGGUCAAGAUCCCAACCAGGUACAAGCGGGUGGUGACCUCUCAGCGUGCUGCCCUGGCUGUGGUGGUAUGCUGGACUGUGGCAUUUAUUGUGGGACUAACACCCAUGUUAGGCUGGAACAAGCUAAAGGAGCAUCAGCAGCAGAAUGGCUCAAACAGCUCGAACCCUAUUGUCACCUGCAAGUUUGAAGAAGUCAUUGGUAUGGACUACAUGGUUUACUUCAACUUUUUCGGCUGGGUGCUGCCGCCACUGCUGCUGAUGCUGGUCAUAUAUAUUGAGAUCUUUUACAUGAUCCACAAGCAGCUUAACAACAAGAAAAUCACCUCCAGCUACUCAGACCCAAACAAGUACUACGACAAAGAGUUGAAUCUUGCCAAAUCUUUGGUUUUGGUGCUUGUCCUGUUUGCCAUUAGCUGGCUGCCUCUUCAUAUAAUCAACUGCAUCACACUCUUCUGCAAAAGCGCUGCUCCGCAGGUUCUGCUCUACAUCUCCAUCCUGCUCACCCAUGGCAACUCCGCUGUAAAUCCAAUCGUCUAUGCUUUUCGGAUCAAAAAGUUUCGCACCGCAUUUCAUAAAAUUUUGCAGCAGUACUUCUGCUGCAAGAAGACGCAGAUGCUGGACUUCCAGCAAAGUGACAGAAAAGACAUGACUAAUAUGGGACCGCCGUCGUCCUCUCCACAGCAACCCACUCAUAUAGGGGACUUUAAAUCUUAUCCUCCACUUGAACUGCAGCAGCAGCCUCCACAGACACUCCAGGAGGAGCAGAAGAUUAAAACACCUCAGCAAACAUACAAUUUUUCCCAUUUCACGGAGCAGAACGCAUCCUAAACAAAUGAGAAAACAAAUGAGAAAACUGGAUGGACAAGUAGGCUCCCUUCUUAUUUGAAUGUAAUUUAAUGAGACUGAUGGAUUAAAGCACAAGACUACAAAGCUCUUGCGAUUAGCAACAUGGGUCUCUGGAAGAAUUUCUUGGGAAGAGCAUGCAGAAAAAUAUUGCAGGAAGCCUGCAGUAAUAUAAGUAUUUGACUAUGUGCUUUUCUUAGUAAGAUAAUGAGUUCAUGGCACUUCAAUUGUCUUAUUCUUUAUGAUGAAACGUUUGUGUGCAAUAUAAGUUAUUGUGGUUUAUCACUAUCAAAGUCUCUAUCUUAUAACUUGCCUGAACAUUUAUACAUUAAAUAGAGAAGGGUAAUAUUACUAUUUAAGACUGUAUAUUUUCACUGACUCCUGCAAAAAAAAAGAAAAAGAGAUUGUAAUCAUGUAAAUAUGAGACAACAUUCAGCUGUGAAUACUCGACUAAUCUUCAGGGUCUAAACUGUACAGCAGCGUGUGCAAGGAGCAGACUCCUGAGGUUAAGAAAUAAGGGGUGUUGUAUGCAGUUAGUGUCUCUCAGCUCCAGCUUUGGCCUCAGGUGAUCGAACUGCAGAUUUCCACUGCAGAAGGAGUGAAUGGUGAUAAAAAAAACGAGCACACGGAGGUUUUAAAAUUACAAAAUAAAAGUAAUACAUGUAGGACAUUUGUAGCAGCGGACAGUCAGUAUCCUGUAAGUUUUCUUUUCAUCAUUGGCAACAGUUUACUAUCACCGACUGUGGCUUUCUUGGCCUUAUUCAAACAUUUAAAGAAUACUGAUUCAAUACUGAAAUGUCAGCCUGAAGAUUGUGAGGUUUCACUAUUCUGUAAGCUCGUUAUUUUUGCAUAUUGCCAAACUGAAGCAUUUUAAGACUGAUAAUUAAAAAAAUGUCAAAUUCCUCUUAAACACACUAUAAGAGAAAGUAAUGCUGUUUUUGUCUUUUGUGAAGCAUUCUGGCCAUAACUGAUUAACAGUCUCGCAUUUUUUAGAUAAAUCUGGGUUUUUGAAAUGAAGUUAUGUGGUUAACAUCUGGCAGUUGUUAAUGCUGUUGACAGCCUCAUUCUGAAUACAGAGCAGCUAAGAGCUGUCAUCUACUUCAAGAUGGUCAAAUGGUCUCAUCUCUUACGACAUUAGUCUAAAAAAUCUUAGUGUUUAUGAGAAUUAUUUUUUUUUAAACUACGCCAUUGAAACAUUUGUAUGUGGUCUGCCACAAAUGAUUUCUCCUUCUCAAAAUGAAUGUACUUGGAACAAAAGAUCUGAGGAGUUACCAGUUUAGAAAAAGAACCUAUUAAAAUCAAUAUUUUCAUUUAAAAUGAUUGUAACAUGUUUGAAAAGCAUAAUUAUAUUUGCUGGAAUAGAUUCUGAGUUUCAAGAGAUAUCAAAGGUAAAAAAUAUAUAUAUAUAAAUAAAUGAAUAAAUAAAUAAAUACAUUUUUUUUAGUUAAAGAUUUUAUUUGUUUAGAUUUAGAUGCCUAUAUUUAUAUGAUGACAUGAUUUAAGGUGUGAAUUACCCUAAAAUGUGCAGUAUUGUUUAUGAAAGAAAGAUUAAACCUUUCCCCAUUUACUAGAUCAUUUUGGCAGGCAUGGGGAACUAGAAUCACCUUGUUUCAUUCUUGGCAUGUUUUUCACACAGUAGUAGUAAACUAUUGUGACGAUUAAUUUCCUAAAUACAUAUGAUGGUCCUGGUCGCUCUGUCUUGUAACCUUUCAAUAGAACCUCGCCAAAGCAAUUCCUUGAAGGUCAGCAUUUUAGUAGAUGAUAUGAAGAACAUUUUGAUACCUAUAAAAAAUGAAAAGGAAACUUCAGAGGAGUCCUAUAAAUGAGUAUUGAUAACACAGUCGAGCUUGUCUUUUUAGAACCUGCGGUUGUGAACUCAAGAUGAUUAGCAGCAGGAAAUAUGAUUUGAACGAAAGGUCAGGUAGACCAGUCUGUGUUCUAUUCAUUUGCAGAGUAAAUUAUUGUAAAUAGCAACCCUGGCAAGCCACAAAUUACUGUUGCUAGACACAUCCACGCAAAUGGAGCAUUUCUGAUUAUUUUUUGUGCGCUCACAGGAUAUGCAGCGUUAUGAGUCAUUUCAGCAAUGGGUUUGGGUAGUAAAAGUGUUAUUUCUUUAAAUUUGUUUCUUUAGUAGAACAGAAAGACAUUGAAAUACAAAAAAUAAAAAUCCAAUAAAACAUGAGAAAUUUAAAUGUUUGAAAUGUCCAAAGGAAAUUGCACUGUGUGAAGUUCUACAUUCUAUAAAACAACUGGAGUUACAUAUGCACCCAUGUUGUUCUUUUUGUACAAAAUGCACAAACUGCUUAAAAAUUUAUAUAAAUGAGUGGUUGUUUGCAAACUAACUUAGAAACAUGCAGUCCUUCCAUUCUUGAUAAAGAUGUGUAAAAAGCAGGAAGAUAUGCUUAUUCAGCAAAGUCAGCUAAUAUAUAACAAAAGCACAAUUAAAAAAUAGCAGGUUGCUAUCAAAGUGUUGAACAAUCAAAGACAGAGAAUAAACCAGAUUUAUAUCGUACAUUUUCUGGUAGAAAACACGAUGACAUAAAAUUGAAAAUGGUCCUAGGAAUUUCUGAAAAGAAGCUGUCCCACAGCAACACAGACCCCCUACUAUGCUUAGCAGCGGACAUGUGUUUUUUUGUUUUGGUUUUUUAGUAUCUAUUUUUUGUUUAACACCAAACCAACAGUAAGAAUUUUCUGACACAUUGUUUACCAGACAAAAAAGUCUCACUGAUUUAAAUUCCAAGAAACUUUUAACAAUUCUGAAAAAGUAAAGUAUAACUUAUAAAAUUUAAGAUAAACAUUUUUUGUUUGUUUUUAUCAUUUAAAAGCAACAUCAACAACUGUACCACUGGUGAUCUUGUAAAAGCAAAAAAUCUUUACAAUAACUGACAAUACAAGUAAAGUUUUAUUUUCUAUGAGAGAAAAUGUGGUUUGUUUGAACUCAGCCACUCAAAUUGUAUAUCUAUUUAGUUAUUUCCCGUAGAAAGUAAUGUUUCUUUUCUACUGUUUCCUCAUUAUGAUUCAUCACUUGAGAUACAAUUGUUUGACCACAAUCACCAGCUCUAAGCCUUUGAUAUUCCUCAUUGCCUUGCAGAUUGCUGCAGCAGAGGGCUUUCAGGGUCCUUUUCUAACACAGCACAGUAAUGCAGCUCGUGCUUGUUAAGAGAAACAUUUUUUGUUCCCAUCAUGAAAAAACCUAAAUUCUUUGAUAGGUUGAGACAUGAAAUUUCUCAUAACUCAUGUAAUCUCAGUAAACACUUCCCAUGCAAUGCUGUGUCUCUGGCAAGUUUCCUCCUAACAAGUUGCCAACAUGAUAGCUUUACUCUCUACACUAGGAUAUAACAUUCCCAAGAAUUCCCACAGCAGAAUAUGUGGUCCUGUUUUACGCAACACAAUAUUGAACCAAAACCUUUUAGAAAUCAAUGGCCAAGUUUGAUAAUGGUUUGAAAAUGAUGUUAAAGAGUAUAGCUACAACAUUUCAAUAUAAGGCCAUUCUUACGCUGAGCGUAGAGAGUGGGAUCAAAUAUCAAUAUGUUGAAGAGUAUUUCUGAAAUGAAAAUACUAGAGUUGUGUUUUCCAGCUGGACGACUAUGACCUUUCCCUUAAGCCACAAACUGUCUGUGGGUUUAGGUGGGUAUUAGCUACAGGUUCUACAACUAAUCAGAUUUACAGUUGCAAAACAAAAUGUUAUCAAAAGAAUAUAUUAUAAAAAAAAUUAUAAAGAGUUAUUAGACACAUAUCAUGGUCUCAUAACCUUGAUAAAAAAUGGCUGGGCUGAGAAUCCUACCUCCUUAAGGACCAGCAUGAAGGUUUAACUGACCAUAUUCACUGUUUGGAAAAUUAGACUAGUUAAUUAUGUGUCUGAUGAAUGUUACUAAUAACAGCACAAGUGCCCCUUAUACUCCUGACCCUUCCCUUUGGUGGACUGCACAUGUACUGAUCAAUAAAUGCCUCUGGUCUGUUUAUUUCUGUCAUGUUUUAUGCUGAUCAUCUUGCACAGUUAUCAACCUUCCAAAGACAUCCUGCAGCUCGAGCAAUGCUGCAGGCUAAGGAAGAAAUGCAUGGCAUAAUAUCUAUGCCACCUAAUAAAAUUUCUUAAGGUAAACAUGGGGAAGCAGUUUGAUCUACUGUUGGCUUUCAUCAGGCAGGAAUAAUGAGUGAACUACAAAGUUCCCCAAGGAAAUUUUGAAGCUGCCUGCCACUUGGUGCGUAGUUGUUAUACUGGCAGCAAAGGCUUCAUGGAAAUAGUUAGAUUCAACUCAUAUGAGGAGUGUGAAGCCUUAUGGCAACUUAUGUCUCCAUACUUGGUACCAACUAGCGCUGCCAUACCUCGUGGUGGUGCCUGUCAGAAAAGGCUUUUCCGAAAAGGCCGUGCUCGUCUAAUUUGCUAAAGUGAUUGAGUUUGGGUUUUAAUGCUUAGCCAUAUGCCUCUAUGACUUGCUGUGUAUAAUGUUAAGGCUUUUGUUUGUUCGAGUACAUACAUUUUGAAAUUUGCAGUGGGAUGUGUUGUGAAAAGGCCGUAAUAGUCUAAUUUCAAGAAAGUGGUUUUAGUUGAGCAAAAUUAACAUUGAUAUAACAAGAAUAAACAUAAAUAUAAAGGUAAAUAUAAAUAUAAAGGUAAAAUAAAGGUAUAAAGAGUCCUUUUAAUUCACAGAAUGAUAAUAGGUUUCUCCAUGCAAUGAGAAGGAACAUGGAAUGCCAUGGCAAUGCUCCUUUGCAUUGCUUUGGCAGGUACUAAAAAGAAAUUGUAUGCUUCUGUGUUUCAGUUUGUGCUCCACAACAGGAAUAAUUGCUCUUGUAAGAAUGCUUUUUGCUACUGCAACAUCUGUUGUAAGGAAAAGCUGUUAAACAAUACAGCUGAGACCAGGAAACCUUUCACACCUCGGUGGUGCUACAAUGUAAAGUGCAGAAUCCACUGUUAAUUGUGAGCAUUAGCUCUGCAUGUUUGACUUCUAACAGAAGCGAUCCGUCAUAAAAGAAAAACAAGCACGCUGAUUCUGCAUCUGUGUCAAGCUCUGCUGUAGUAUAUAUAUAAAACAAAUCAGAGGGAAUGAACCCCAGGUUGGCAUCACAGAUAAUUAUGGCGCUUGCAUCAACAAUGAUAUGCAGAGAAAAUUAUAUGCAUAGAAAAAACAAUCAGACCAUCUAAAUUUGCAGCAGAUGGAAUAUGUACACUCAGUAUUAGCCAGCGAGGUAAACAGAAAUUAUGUCUAACAUGAUUUAGAAUAACAUCUGGAACAAUGCAAAGAGAACCGA
Messenger RNA from Cyprinodon variegatus (sheepshead minnow), 6871 nucleotides. It is a transcript of the gene adora1b, whose product is annotated as adenosine receptor A1-like. Gene Ontology annotation, biological process: G protein-coupled adenosine receptor signaling pathway. Gene Ontology annotation, molecular function: G protein-coupled adenosine receptor activity. Bases 464 to 1603 code for a protein of 379 amino acids. Lineage: Eukaryota; Metazoa; Chordata; Actinopteri; Cyprinodontiformes; Cyprinodontidae. The transcript is spliced from 2 exons. The record is from RefSeq and is a predicted model, not a curated record. Gene Ontology annotation, cellular component: dendrite; synapse; membrane.